Molecule: messenger RNA, 1428 nt
Organism: Rhinichthys klamathensis goyatoka
Lineage: Eukaryota; Metazoa; Chordata; Actinopteri; Cypriniformes; Leuciscidae
Gene: opn8b
Product: opsin 8, group member b
Exons: 4
Coding region: 224-1285 (353 amino acids)
Biological process (GO): G protein-coupled receptor signaling pathway; visual perception
Cellular component (GO): membrane
Molecular function (GO): G protein-coupled receptor activity
Source: RefSeq, a predicted model, not a curated record
UCUCUCGGUCCGUUGGUGUGGUCGUAGCUUCAUUUAAUCGCGUUCUUUAUCUCUCUUGGACAACAGAUGUUUCUGACAAAUGACAGCUGUGUGGAUCAUUACGCGGCGCGUAUAUUUUCUGUAACUUUUUUCCCAAUUGCACUGAUCCAUGUCGAGCACGUUAAUUUCUGGGAAUUAAUUAACAUCAUCUCUUCCCGCUGAAGAGCACACUUCACUUGUCCUCAUGGAUAUUUAUUCCUCUAAACUAUCACCGGCUGUGGAUUAUGGAGUUGGGGCGUUCCUGCUGCUCAUUGCAAUUCUUUCCAUCGUGGGGAACUUGAUGGUUCUUGUGAUGGCGUACAAGCGGUCAAACCACAUGAAGCCCCCAGAGUUUCUAAGCGUGAAUCUUGCUGUGACAGAUCUGGGAGCAGCCGUCACAAUGUACCCGCUGGCUGUAGCCUCAGCUUGGAACCACCAUUGGAUAGGGGGAGACGUCACCUGUGUGUACUACGGCCUGAUGGGAUUUUUCUUUGGAGCAGCUAGCAUGAUGACCCUGACAAUUAUGGCUAUUGUUCGCUUCAUCGUGUCUUUAACGCUCCAAUCACCCAAAGAGAAAAUCAGCAAAAGGAGCGCAAAGAUACUUGUGGCAACCACAUGGCUGUACGCUCUAAUCUGGGCUCUUUUCCCUCUGAUUGGAUGGGGAAAAUACGGCCCAGAGUCCUUCGGCCUGUCCUGUACUCUGGCCUGGGGGGACAUGAAGGAACAAAGCCAGUCUUUUGUCAUUACCAUCUUCCUCAUGAACCUCAUUCUCCCAGCCAUCAUCAUCAUGUCGUGCUACUCUGGUAUCGCUCUGAAACUAUACGUCACCCACAAGUCAAUGGACGACAGCAACCACAUACCCAACAUGAUAAAGAUGCAGCGGCGGCUCAUGGUGAUCGCUGUGUUGAUCAGCAUUGGCUUUGUCGGCUGCUGGGCGCCGUAUGGCAUCAUAAGCCUGUGGUCCAUCUACCGGCCUGGUGAUUCAAUCCCUCCUGAGGUCAGCAUGCUACCGUGUCUGUUCGCCAAGACGUCCACUAUAUACAACCCUUUCAUCUACUAUGUAUUCAGCAAGAACUUCAAACGAGAAGUCAACCAGUUGAGCUGCCUCUGCAGGAGAUCCAACAUCUGCCGUACAUCCGAUGCCAAAAUCGACCCGGAGAAUACCAUUUUUCUGGUGUGUGACCCAAACAAGUCCAAAGCUGGAGCAGGGGAACAGUCAUUAGAGAAGAGCAAGGAGAAUGAGACUCAACUUAUGCCGAAUCAGUAGGAUCUGUGACUUGCACUCUUAUGAAUGAAUAUAUACAGAAUAUUAGUUAACAGGAACUUUUGCCUGGUUAAAGUCACCAUGAAAUCAAAAGAAACUUGUUUUUUUUUAUGUAAUAUUACAGUAUUUAUUAUAAAUGAUUUUUC